AUCCCGGGGUGGAUUUCACGGAUCGGGCAUCCUGGUGUGGAUCUCGGUUCAGGGUUAUGUCGGCCUGGGUCCAAUUACAUAAAACAACGUAAGUAAAUGUCCGCCCAUAACUAACUUACUGUUAGUAGCAAACUGAAGAGAGACUUGUUACGGCACUGGUGGGCAUCUCUAUUCCGGACUUUACAGAUGGAAUGUCAUUCCGGUCCAGUUAACACAGACUCCACUCCACGAUUUCCUGUUCCGCUUCCUCGCGCCCACAAAGAGUUUGGUGCAGAGAUGGAGGCGCAGUGAGAGGGACGCGGGCAGAAGCAGCACGACUGCAGAGACGGGACGGGAGAGAAGUUUGGCACGGGAGACACGGGGAGAGACGGGGAGACACGGGGAGACGGGGAGACACGGGGAGACGAGCACUCGCGUCGGUGCCAUGGCGACGGUGGUGCUGGUACCGCUGGUGCUGCUGCUGUGCGUGACGAGGGUGUGCAUGGGUGCGGGGGUGGCAGAGAGGUGCGUGCGACCUGCCGCGUGCGAGCCCCUCGCCUACAGCUCGUGUCUGGGCGCCGCCCUGCCCUACGCGCAAACGGCGCUCGUCCUCGCCAGCGAUUCGCACUCGCAACACGACGCGCAGGCCAACCUGCAGCUUUGGGCAGGGCUGCGGAGCGUGCCGCGCUGCUGGGAGGUGGUGCAGCCACUGCUGUGCGCCGUCUAUAUGCCGCGCUGUAGCGCCGGCGCCGUGGAGCUGCCGAGCCGCGCUCUCUGCCACGCCACGCGCGCGCCGUGCGCUGUGGUGGCGCGCACGCCGCACGGUUGGCCCGACUUCCUGUCCUGCCAGCCCGAGCGCUUCCCCGACGGAUGCCCGAACACGGUGCAGGGCGUGCACUUCAACACGACGUCGAGCUGCGCCGCUCCGCUCGUGCGCACUGACAACCCUGCCAGCUGGGUGCGCGACGUGGAGGGCUGUGGUCUUCCCUGCAGCAGCCCCCUGUACACGGCCGAGGAGCAUGCCGCCAUGCGCACGGCCACCGCGGCCAUGGGCGCCCUCGCCCUCCUCUCAGAGAUCUUUACCCUGGCGACGUUUGUUGGCGACUGGCAGCGCUCACGGCGUUACCCGGCCGUCGUGAUUUGCUAUAUCAACGCCUGCUUCCUGGUGGCGAGCGCCGGGUGGCUCGCUCAGUUCCUCAGCGACGCUCGGCAGGACAUCACGUGCCGGCACGACGGCACGCCUCGCGUGGGAGAGCCCACGUCAAGCGAGACGCUGUCCUGCGUCAUCAUCUUCGUGCUCAUCUACUAUCCGCUCAUGGCGGCCGUGUGCUGGUUCGUGUGUCUGGCGUAUGCGUGGAACGCGUCAUUCCGGGCCCUGGGCACGCCGCAGCGGCCCUUGGCUCGCAAGACAUCCUACUUCCACCUGGCGUGCUGGUCACUGCCCUUCGUGUUGACGGUCGCCAUACUGGCACUGCAGCAGGUGGAUGGAGACUCCAUGUCUGGCGUGUGCUUCGUGGGAUAUCGCGACCCCCACUUCCGCGCCGGCUUUGUGCUGGCGCCGGUCGGUGUGGCCACCGUCGCCGGCGGCUACUACCUCGCGUGUGGGAUGUUUACACUGUUUCGCAUAAGAAGAUCCCACCCUGGGCUGCUCAGCCAGAAAGCGUCAACCAAGAUCCAGGAAACGAUCGUGCGGCUCGGGGUGUUCGGCGUGCUGGCCUGGGGCUUCGUGCUGCUCACGUUUGGCUGCCACAUCUACGACUUCCUGCACCGUGAGCAGUGGCAGCGCAGCCUCAGCGAGUACAUCCUGUGCCGUUCCAACGUGGACCUGGGUUCCGUGAACGCGAGCGCGGGUUCAGGCACCGGCCCGGGCUUGCCACGUAAGUGCGAGCUGGGGGCACGGCCCGGCCUGCUGCUCGCCGUGGGGAACGUGGCGUGCGUUUUUGGCACCGGCAUCACCAUGAGCAGCUGGGUGUGGACGCGUGCCACGCUGCACACCUGGCGGCACACCUGGCUCCGGAUCUUGGGCCGGAAGGACGAUCGCCUGAAGCGGCUGCACCGGAGUCACAUGAUCGCGAAGGCAUUUGCGCGGCGUGGUGACAUCCUGCACGACGCGCACGCACGCAUCUCGCUCAGCCUGCAGAGCGAGCUCCCCGGGGGGGCCGUGGUUGGGAUGGAUCUGAACCUGGAUGAUUCUGGGAGCGACUCGUCAUCCUGGAUCAAUCACGUUACCAAGAUGGUGGCACGAAGAGGAGCCAUUUUACCCAACGUGUCACGCACACCCACGCCCGAGCCCUCGGAUGUUAAGGCGCCGGUCGUGCAUUCCAAGCCGCAUCACCGCGCUGGCACUCACCAUCACAAGAAGAAGCGACGCAAGAAGCACAGGCCCCGAGACCUCGGCUCUGACCACGACUUCCUCCCUCACGACCUCGGCGCCGACCUCCCGGCCCCCGACGCGACCCCAAGGGUGCCGUGGUCCACAGGCGGCGUCCCCCGUCUCCCCAAGCUCCCGAGCAGGCCGUUCCUGGUAGCGGCCUACCCCGGGCCCGGGCAACGGAGUGCAUUCUGGGAGGAGGGCGAGGCCAGGCAGGAGGAGGAGGGCAGCAGGAAGAUGUGCUGGGGACAGCCGACGGCUGGCGCCACGGCCGGCACCACGGCCGGCGCGCCUCCCUGGGAGCAGCUCGUGAGCGAGACGCGACCGCGGCACCAGCCCGGGGCAUUCUGGGAAGGCCGGAGGGAGGCGGGGGUCCACGACGCGCCGCCGGGUAUCCCCCGCGCGCCGCGCAGCCUCAGCCCGCGGCGGGAUCGCCGCGGCGAGGCCUUCCGCGCGGGGAGGCGGUGGUUGCCGGCGCAGAGUGAUGUGCCGCCUCCCGAUCCCCCCCCCUACUCGGCAGGCCUCCUGCCCGGCACUCUGCACGAGCACGGAGACGGCGAGCCUCGCGCCGAUCGUCAGCACCACCACCACUCCCAGCAGAGGGAGAGCCUCUUCUGAGGCAACGGGGGCGGCUCGCCCGCUCGGACGCCUCCGGUCGCCGCUGUCGGAUCCCCGGUCUGGCAUCCGACGCGGGGAGUCCCACGUCUUACAAAAAAACUACGUCAUCCGUUUUCAUUAUAGGUUCAGCGGUUUAAAUACUCGUAUUUAACAGGACGUGAAAAGCAAAGUUCAAAUGAUUUCCUGCUCAUGAGCAUUGAGGCAUUGGUGCUCAUCUCCUGUUUACAGCCCUGAGCCAGUGGUUUAAAUUCCAUAUUGUUUUGGUAGGGGUGAGUCCAUCCGUAGGACAAUUACUGUUGAUUUUCGCAUAAAGUGGUACUCAUUUUAUCGAAAAUGAAGGGGUGAUGGGCCGAAUCAACCCCCAACCUUGAUUUGAACUUGCAACCUUCCGAAUGCGAGCCACUCGCACUGGCAUUGGGCCACGAGAAGCAUAUACCCACGCCUUAAUAUUGAAAUAACUGCGCCAUCACAUCCAGAAAGCGCCAUAGGUCUUGUAGAUGUAUCAAUUGCGUGGCAAGGAUUGUGUUAAUGAGUUGAACGUGUGUCUCUUACUCUUUGGGUCUUUCGGUAAAGUCACAUAGAUAGAAGAAAAAAUCACGACGUUUCGAUCGCAACACAAGCAAUCGUCUUCAGGUGAAAAAAUACAGCAGGCGGACUGCUGAGGCAGAAAGAAAU
Molecule: messenger RNA, 3643 nt
Organism: Petromyzon marinus (sea lamprey)
Lineage: Eukaryota; Metazoa; Chordata; Hyperoartia; Petromyzontiformes; Petromyzontidae
Gene: SMO
Product: smoothened, frizzled class receptor
Biological process (GO): pattern specification process; commissural neuron axon guidance; central nervous system development
Cellular component (GO): dendrite; plasma membrane; cilium
Molecular function (GO): transmembrane signaling receptor activity; patched binding
Source: RefSeq, a predicted model, not a curated record